Messenger RNA from Salvia miltiorrhiza (redroot sage), 1516 nucleotides. RefSeq lists its product as uncharacterized. The transcript is spliced from 3 exons. The coding region runs from base 338 to 1516 and encodes 392 amino acids. Lineage: Eukaryota; Viridiplantae; Streptophyta; Magnoliopsida; Lamiales; Lamiaceae. The record is from RefSeq and is a predicted model, not a curated record.
GAUAGCGGCGGCAUCUGCCGCCGGUGAUUAGCGGCGGUAAUUUGCCGCCGGUAAAAAUAGUGCGGGUCGGGCUUUAGCGGCGGUAAUGGGCCGCCGCUAAUUUUAAAGCCCAAAAUCGUGCCCUAACCCUCUCUCCUCCAGAACAGAUCCCUCCCCCCUCUCGCGCCUCCAGCCCCCCUGCCCCCCCCCCCCACCCUGCCCUGCCGCUGCCCUGCCCUCCUGCCGCCGCCUGUCGCCGUCGCCGGUCGCCGCCGUCGCCUCCGUCAAGGCCAAUCCUGCCGUCUCACCGCUCCUGCCACCGCACGGUUCCGCCGUCAACUCCUACGAAUUUGCAAGAAUGAGUGAUAAUCGAUCGUGGAUGUACGCGAGAUACAAUGAUCGUGCUGCAUUUGAAACGGGACUUGAGAGUUUCCUCGAGUUUGCGAUAAAUCAAACAGCGUAUACAGAUGGAAUUGGUAACAUUAGGUGCCCGUGUAGGAAGUGUAAGAAUAAAGUCUUUGCAUCUGUACCUACAGUCAGAGAACAUGUUACUAGGCGUGGAUUUGUCCACAAUUACACGAACUGGUGUUAUCAAGGGGAAGCACCAGUGUAUAUGCCAGCAGAACAUACUAUAAUGGAUGAGGAUGAUGGGUCAUACAGUAAUUACCAAAGGAUGGUGCAUGAUCAUGCUGGACCUAGUAAUUAUCAAGAUCCUCCAAAUCUUGAGGAGCCGCCUAAUCCUGACGCUCAACAAAUUUAUGACAUGUUGAACGCAGCCGAUAGUCCUCUAUACCCAGACUGUGAUACUUACUCACAGUUAUCCUGGAUGACACAGAUGAUGAGCAUAAAGGUUGAAAAUCACAUGUCAGAGAGAUGUUUUAAUCAGAUAUCUGAGAUGGUUCAAAAGGCUUUACCGAAGGAUAACAACUGCCCUGACAGCUUUUACAGUACGAAGAGAAAUCUGCGCGGGUUGGGUUUGCCAGUAGAGAAGAUUGAUUGUUGCGUUAAUAACUGCAUGUUGUAUUGGGGGGACGACAGUGAGCUAGAGAGUUGUAAUUUUUGUGGUGCAUCACGAUAUAAGGAGAACUUGCGUGCAUCUGGAAGCCGCCGAAAGAAACGUGUGGCCGCCAAACAGAUGCACUAUUUUCCUUUGACGCCCCGACUGCAAAGGUUGUUUGCAUCUGCGGCAACAGCCGAAAAUAUGCGAUGGCAUGCGACUUCAAUAGAAGAUGGGAUCAUGCGCCACCCAGCAGACUCUCCGGCAUGGAAACACUUGAAUUCAGUAUAUCCUGGAUUCACCGAGGAGAUAAGAAAUGUGAGAUUAGGCCUUUCUACAGAUGGUUUUGCCCCAUUUGCACAAUCAGGGCGUCAAUAUUCUUCUUGGCCGGUCAUUGUCACACCGUAUAACUUGCCUCCGUGGUUGUGCAUGAAAGAACAAUUCAUGUUCCUCACUGUCCUCGUGCCUGGGCCAUCUAACCCAAAGAUGAAGUUGGAUGUUUUCUUACAGCCACUGAUACAUGAGUUGAAAUAUUUGUAA